UCAAUGGCCACAUAAGCCAGACAUCAUGGCCGGAAUCGAAGGCAAAGUCAAGGCGGCCUUCACCCGGGCUUACAACAAAGAAGCUCACAUGACACCGUACGCUGCCGGCCAAGUGAAGAAGGGUCGAUUGAAAGACACGGCCGACGAUUUGGAAGCCCUGGACGGAGAUAAGGAUGGAUUGGCUGGCGAGGAUGACGAUGAGGAGCACAACGAAGAUCCAUCGCUGGAUGCCAUGAUCAAAGUCAAGAAGGAAUCGAAGAAGAUGGCCAGCAGCUCAGGAGCAGCAGCGGCGAGCAGGAAAAAAACAGAGGAGCCCCAGCUGCCACCAGAGGUCGAGGCGGUGGCCGUGGAGGUCGCAAGAAAGCCGCUGAAUAAUUGACCGUGUGUUUUCCUCCGCUGCUAUGCAAUGGGCGGCUCCUGGGCACUGGGGGUGAGUAGCAAGGAAACUCUAU
This is a messenger RNA of Daphnia pulex (common water flea), 452 nucleotides long. RefSeq names its product replication factor C subunit 1-like. The coding region runs from base 26 to 379 and encodes 117 amino acids. The record is from RefSeq and is a predicted model, not a curated record. The transcript has 2 exons. Lineage: Eukaryota; Metazoa; Arthropoda; Branchiopoda; Diplostraca; Daphniidae.